GCUAGCUACCAAGCUAUCUAAGACAGAAUUUCUGGUGUUUUUGUGUUUGUCACAUAUAUACAUUUCCCAUACAAACUAGCUACAGAGCCUAUUCCUACAGUAGUGUGUCUACCGUCUAGGUGUUGGGGUUGGUCAAGAUGAAAGACCAAGUGUCAAGCCAGUCACUUUUCUGUCGCCUAUUCAACAAGGCAAAGCCUUUCUUGGCGGUGAUCUUCCUGCAGCUCGGCCUUGCAGGUAUGGCUAUCAUUGCUAAGAUUGCUUUGGACCAGGGGCUCAGCCACUACACAUUUGUUGUCUAUCGUAAUGCUGUUGCUACUUGUGUCAUUGCUCCUUUUGCUAUCACCUUGGAGAGGAAAGUGAGGCCCAAGAUGACAUACUCAGUCUUCGCCAAGAUAGCAUUGCUAGGCUUAUUGGAGCCGGUGAUCGACCAAAACCUGUAUUACGCGGGAAUGAGUUACACUACAGCAACAUUCACAGCUGCCAUGUGCAAUAUUCUUCCUGCGUUAACCUUCCUGUUGGCUUUCGUUCUGAGGCUUGAGAAGGUGAACAUUAAGAACGUGCGUAGCCAAGCAAAGGUGGUGGGAACUCUAGUAACGGUUGGGGGAGCCAUGCUCAUGACACUAAUCAAAGGCCCAACGAUGGACCUGCCUUGGACAAAAGGAACAGUUAAUAAUACAAGCCAAACAGGUCAUCCAGUCCAACAAGAUCCGAUUAAGGGUGCUCUUAUGAUCGCAACCGGUUGCUUCUGCUGGUCUUGUUUCAUAAUUUUACAGGCAAUCACACUCAAGGCAUACCCAGCCGGACUCUCUCUCACUGCGUUGCUGUGCUUCAUGGGAACAAUAGAGGGUGCUGCUGUGGCGCUUGCCAUGCAAUGGGGAAACACUUCUUCCUGGGCCAUUCAUUGGGAUGCCAAAUUCCUCGCUGCUGUCUAUGGUGGAAUAAUGUGUUCUGGAGUUGCCUAUUACGUUCAAGGAGUGAUAAUGAAGGAAAGAGGUCCGGUGUUUGUCACCGCUUUCAGUCCCCUUUGCAUGAUUAUCGUUGCCAUAUUGGGUUCCUUCAUCUUAGCAGAAGAGAUGUAUCUAGGAAGUGUAAUUGGAGCAACCGUCAUAGUGGUUGGCCUUUACCUUGUUGUGUGGGGUAAGAGCAAGGAUCACAUCCCCUCCUCCCCGUCUACCAACCAACAGAUUGCACCAGUUGAACUAAAAGCAAGUUCCAUCGACACUGGGAAAGGCAACCCCGAUGAUGAUGAGUUUGUGGGAAUCGAUGCUGCAGCUGCGCAAGUGUAGGAGAAGGGGUUUGUUGAUUUGAUUUGCUGCGGCAUUGAUAUGAUUUGCACCAAUUUAAUCGAGGCAUCUCUUCUCUGAAGAGUUGGAGAAAGGGUUUGUUUUUUCUCUUUCUUCUACUCACCAAGUUUCAUGUUAUCCGUAUAGAGUAUCGUCUUCGUUAUUUGUUUUCCCAAAAUUCUCUGCAAGAGAAUGCAAAAGCUUGGCCUCCUUUUUUGCUAUUAAUGUAGCGGAUCUUGUAAGUUGUAACCGUACCAGUACAGUUCUAACUAAUAAAGUUGGUGUUAAG
This is a messenger RNA of Nelumbo nucifera (sacred lotus), 1572 nucleotides long. RefSeq names its product WAT1-related protein At2g39510-like. Gene Ontology annotation, cellular component: membrane. Gene Ontology annotation, molecular function: transmembrane transporter activity. The record is from RefSeq and is a predicted model, not a curated record. Lineage: Eukaryota; Viridiplantae; Streptophyta; Magnoliopsida; Proteales; Nelumbonaceae.